Molecule: messenger RNA, 1650 nt
Organism: Camelina sativa (false flax)
Lineage: Eukaryota; Viridiplantae; Streptophyta; Magnoliopsida; Brassicales; Brassicaceae
Source: RefSeq, a predicted model, not a curated record
AUGGCAUUCAUGAUUGGGUUGAAGCCUAAGGUUCGGAAAGGGGUGAAGAUGUUUGAACCGAGAACCCUGAAAAAAAUGAUGAGCCUAUCAAGGAUGGUGGAGGAUUGGGACGGUGAAGAAGGAUCUCCGUCGUCGUUGGGGUGGGAAAGUACAAGCAAAGAGACGACACGAGCCACAUGGGACAGAUUCUCGACAUGUGGGUCCCAACUUGUGGGGUCGGGGUCAGUUGUGUCUAGUAAUAAAACUUUGGCUGCUUCUGAGACGAAAACAACGCAGUAUCGUGCUGCGAGUGAGAAAAACCUAAAUCCUCAGACUAAGACUCCCGCAAAUCGCCGACAACCCUUCAGACAGCUAACCGAUGCAGAGGCAAAUGAACGUCGAUCUAAGGGGUUGUGCUUCCGAUGCGAUGAACGUUACCACGCGGGCCAUCGAUGUCGCCUUAAGGAGUUGCAAGUACUGGUGGUUGCUCCCGAUGAAGAGGAGGAAACCGAGAUGGAGAAAGACGGAGAGUGUGUGGAGGAAGAGGUGGUAGUUCCGAAGUUCGCGACGUUCUCGAUGCGAUUUGCGGCGGGUAUCUCUUCACCUCGAACCAUCAAGAUAAGAGGUACGGUGUUAGGGGAGAAUGUCGUGGUAAUGAUUGACAGUAGGGCAACUCACAACUUCUUGUCGCGUUCCAUGGCUCACCGGUUUGGAAUCACUACGAAGGGAACGGUUAGUUAUAGGGUGCGUAUGGGAACUGGGUUGCUGGUGAACUGGAAGGAACAAAGGUUGGGUUUCAUGGUCGGCCAGGAGUGGGUGACGUUCCGUGGUGACCACAACUUGAGGAACUCGGCUGUCUCACUCAAGGCCCUGUGGAAAGCAGUAAGAGAGGAAGGUGAAGGCGUGUGGGUGGACUAUGGGAGCUUACACACGGAGUUGCAAAAGGGAGAAACGGUUACACCAGCUGAACUCCAAUCCUUGCUGGAGGACUUUGCUCAGAUAUUUGCUGAACCCCAAGGGUUACCUCCAUCCCGAGAGAAGGAACACACCAUCAUUUUGAAACCGGGAGCGGAACCAGUCAGUGUAAGGCUGUUCAGGUACCCUGAGGCACAAAAAGAAGAGAUAGAGAGACAGAUCGCUGUCAUGUUGGCCGCGGGAAUUAUCAGAGAAAGUGGAAGCCCUUUCUCCAGUCCUGUCUUGUUGGUGAAGAAGAAAUACGGUAGCUGGAGGUUCUAUGUGGACUAUCAUGCCUUGAAUAAAGCCACAGUUCUGGACAGCUACCCUAUCUCGAUGAUCGACCAGCUCCUAGAUGAACUCCACGGUGCAAGGGUGUUCUCGAAGUUGGACCUUCGCUCUGGUUAUCAUCAGAUCAGGGUGAGAUCAGAGGACAUACCAAAGACCGCAUUCCGAUCACAUGAUGGACAUGUCGAGUUUUUCGUAAUGCCAUUUGGGCUGACAAACGCUCCCGCCACUUUUCAGUCAUUGAUGAACGAUAUCUUCCGUCCAUUCAUGCGAUGGUUUGUGCUCGUGUUUUUUGAUGACAUUCUUUUCUACAUCAAAUCCCUUGUGGAACAUAAAGAACAUCUCAAGGAAGUCCUCCAAAUGCUACACAAGUACAGCUUAUAUGCAAACCACAAGAAGUGUCAGUUUGGAAGUGAUCAAAUCGAGUAA